GUUUCUUACUUUCUUUUAGUUUGGAGAUGUACAGUUGUAUGUCAUCAUCAUUUAUAAGCAAUCAAUUCCCUUCUUCUACUGGGAACUUCAUAUUUCAUGACCUUUGCAAUUCUCAACUCAAUCGCAAUUCUCAAUUCUCAAAGCAUUAUACUCUACAACCCCUUCAUCUUCUUCGCAUCAUUCCACAACUCCAAAAAUGGGUAUAAUACUACUUCUCAGUUCACUAAAUUACUCACACAAUCUGCUCCAUCCUUAACCUCUUCCACAAAAAUAAACAAUGUCUAAUACAAACAAUAGUGAAAGAAGAGAAUUACGUAGACCAAUCAACUAUAUUAUCACACCUCUAUGGAAGUAUAUACAUAUUAUACAAGACAAUAUAGAUGGAGGUGGAAACAAAAUGUUGACUUGCACCUUUUACAACAAAUCAGUCAAAAGCUCAUAUUCAAACUUGAAGGCCCAUUUGCUUCGUGUUCGAGGGAAAAGGGGUUGGUAUUUGUGAAAAGGUCAAUGAUGAUAUUUUUAAAGAAAUCAAGCGUGAAGAGGACCAAGCUAUGCUAAAUAAGCUAAAUGCAGCUACUUAGGCAGAGCAAAGGUCAAUGUAUGUUUCUCUUCCUCUAGAUUCUGAUUUGAAGCAACGAAAAAAAUGAAAAGGUAAUCAACCUAGAAAUGCUAUUAUAAACGCCUUUAAAGCAAAAUAUAGGGAUGAUCUUAAAAAACUAUGUGCUAGAAUGCUUUAUUCAGUUGCUAUCCCAUUUAAUUUUGCAAGAAACCCUUACUUUAGGAAUUUUUGCACGAGUUUGGCCAAUAGCAAACUUGAUGGGUAUCUUCCCCCACCCCCCUUAUAAUCGACUUAGAACUACCUUGCUUGCCCAAGAGAAAGCCCGCCUUAGGAAGUUGUUGCAACCUACAAGGGAUCGUUGGGUAAAGAAGGGCCUUUCUCUAUGCUCUGAUAGUUGGUCUGAUGGGGUUAAUAGGCCUAUUAUCAAUGUUAUGGCUGCAUAUGGUACAUCAACUAUAUUUGUUGAUUCUAUUGAUGCAUCUGGAAAGCGUAAGGAUGUUGCAUUCGUGGCAGAGGUGUUUAUACAGGCUAUCAAAGAAGUAGGACCUGAAAAUGUUGUCCAAGUUAUUACAGACAAUGGAGCUAACUUCACGGCAGCAGGGGGUGAUAAGUUUGAUGUCGAUGUCGAUGUUUGUGAUAUAGCAGAUUUGUCUAUCAACAAACCAGAUUUAAGGAGGGCACUACUUGAUGUCGAAGUUGGAGAAGAAGAUGAAGAUUGAAGAUCGAAGAUUUUUUGCUAUGGGACUUGAAGUUGGAGCAGCUUUUUUAUUUUUAAGUUUAGUUUUUUAAGUUUAGAUUGAAAACUUUUUGCUAUGGAGACUUUGAGAGUUUGAGUAUUGGAUAUUUUGGAUGUUACGAAAUAUUUUGAUUGGAUGUCAUCUAUGCAUUUACAA
Beta vulgaris subsp. vulgaris (sugar beet) is the source of this 1452-nucleotide messenger RNA. RefSeq lists its product as uncharacterized. Lineage: Eukaryota; Viridiplantae; Streptophyta; Magnoliopsida; Caryophyllales; Amaranthaceae. Bases 703 to 1278 code for a protein of 191 amino acids. The transcript has 2 exons. The record is from RefSeq and is a predicted model, not a curated record.